AUGUUGGCGACAUCGGUUGCGCCCGUAUUGGGUGCAUUGGCCCUGUGGUGGGUGUUCCGACCGUGGGUUCAGCAGGCCGCCUUUUCGCCGCUCGCUAAACUGCCGACGGUCCACUGGAGCUGCUCCUGGUCCCCGCUAUGGGUUCUAUACUUGCGAUACUCGGGCCGGGAGCUCGAGGUCAUGCACGAAGCACACCAGAAGCUAGGUCCGGUCUUGCGCGUCGGCCCCCGGGAUGUCAGCGUGAGUUGCUACAAUGAUGGCGUGCGAACCAUUUACGGCGGCGGCAUGGACAAGCCCGACUAUUACGACUACUACCAAUAUCACGAUGUCGAAAACUCCUUUUCAACCCUUCUUCGCGGCGACCAUGCAGUGCGUCGUCGCCGCGUCGCCGGUGUAUACACCAAGACUUUCGUGCAAAACUCGCCUCACCUCGCCGUCCUUUCUCAAAAGAUCAUCGAUGGACGUCUCUUGCCACUCAUGGCCGAUCUCGCCAAAAAGGGCGAGACCUUUUGCAUGCUGCGCCUGACCUGGGCCCUGUCCUUUGAUCUCAUCACCUCUUUCAUCUUUGGUCUCGAGGCUGGCUCCAACUUCCUGGCCGACGUGUCAAAGAUUGACAAGAUCACCGAUGCCUACGACAACCGCUACCCACACGAGACCUUUUGGAAGAAGGAGACCCCCUUGCUGCACAAGGCCUUGGCUUCUUGCGGCUUGUCGCCUCUGGGCGCGAGAAACACAAAGUAUCAGAAUGCCAAAAAGUUCCUCGAGGCCUUUACCCUCAACUUUUGUCACCGUGCCGACGCUGUCCUCAAGCGCGGCAAGAAUGUUACCAAGGAGUCGGGCAACUACCCCAUGGUUUUCGCUGCCAUGAGGAAUGCCGUCGACAAGGAGUACCCCAACCUCUCGGAAAAGGCCAAGAUGACAAUCAUUGCCAGCGAAAUGUUUGACCACUUGUCCAGCGCCCAUGAAGUCUUUGGCCUCGUCCAAGCCUACACCCUGCGCUUUGUAGCCCAAAACGGCGGCGCCCAGUCCCGCCUGCGCGAAGAGUUCCUCGGCAACCAGGCCGACCAGCCCUACUCACCGCAGUCGGCCUCGACCCUGGGCGGCCUCCCGUACCUGAGCGCCGUCAUCAACGAGUCCUUCCGCCUGCGGCCCACGGGCACGCCGCUCCCGCGCAUCACGCCCCAGGGCAAGACGACCCGCCUCGGCGGCUACGAGGGCAUCCCGGGCGGCGUCCGCGUCAACACGUACCAGUGGUUCCUGCACCGCGACCCGCGCAUCUGGAACGCGUCCGAGGACUGGAUCCCCGAGCGCUGGCUCAAGGAGACGGGCGGCCAGGGCAAGGACCAGGUCCUGUGGCCUUUCUGCUCGGGUCCGCGCAUGUGCGUCGGAAACCACUUGACUGAUUAUCUGAUGCGCCAGAUCAUGUCCUCCAUGAUGACCAACUUUGAGCUUCGCAACCAGUACACGGAGCUCCUCGACCGGGAAGACAUUGGUACGGCUAAGGACAGAAUCCCCAUGGUCAUAAAGGCGCUGUCCUGA
Molecule: messenger RNA, 1539 nt
Organism: Pestalotiopsis fici W106-1
Lineage: Eukaryota; Fungi; Ascomycota; Sordariomycetes; Amphisphaeriales; Sporocadaceae
Exons: 4
Coding region: 1-1539 (512 amino acids)
Molecular function (GO): oxidoreductase activity, acting on paired donors, with incorporation or reduction of molecular oxygen; heme binding; iron ion binding
Source: RefSeq, a predicted model, not a curated record